This is a messenger RNA of Tachyglossus aculeatus (Australian echidna), 6278 nucleotides long. RefSeq names its product RAB11 family interacting protein 1 (gene RAB11FIP1). The transcript is spliced from 7 exons. Lineage: Eukaryota; Metazoa; Chordata; Mammalia; Monotremata; Tachyglossidae. The record is from RefSeq and is a predicted model, not a curated record. Gene Ontology annotation, biological process: regulated exocytosis. Gene Ontology annotation, cellular component: intracellular membrane-bounded organelle. Gene Ontology annotation, molecular function: small GTPase binding. Bases 1 to 4221 code for a protein of 1406 amino acids.
AUGUCUUUGGAAUGGCGGCCCCACGGCGGGGGCCUCCCCGCCCUGCGCGCAUGCGCGCGCGCGCCCGCCCGCGGGCCGAGCGUUGGGGCGCGCGCCCAGGCGGGGGCGUGCCCGGAGCCCUUAAAGGAGCCGGUCCCGUCCCGUCCGAGCCCCGGCCGUCGCGGGUCGGUGGCCAUGCCCCCGCCAGCGGGGUCCCGGGGGUCCUGGUCCCCGACCCACGUGCAGGUGACGGUGCUGCGGGCCCGGGGCCUGCGGGCCAAGGGCCCCGGGGGCACCAGCGACGCCUACGCGCUGAUCCAGGUGGGCAAGGAGAAGUACGCCACGUCGGUGUCGGAGCGCUGCCCGGGCGCGCCCGUCUGGAGGGAGGAGGCCACCUUCGAGCUGCCGCCGUGGCCGGCCCCCGCCACCCUGCGCCUCACCGUCCUCCACCGAGCCCUGCUGGGCCUCGACAAGUUCCUGGGCCAAGCCGAGGUGGACCUCAGCCACCCACCGCAGGGCCGCACGAAGACCCAGUGGUAUCCCUUAAAGUCCAAGCCAGGAAAGAAGGAAAAAGAGCGAGGGGAAAUCGAGGUUGACAUCCAGUUCAUGAGGAACAACAUGACCGCUAGCAUGUUUGACCUGUCUAUGAAAGACAAGCCCCGAAGUCCAUUUGGGAAACUGAAGGACAGAAUCAAGGGAAAGAGGCAAGACGGACUUUCUGACACCGCUUCUGCCAUCGUCCCCAGUAUGACUCACUCCCCAGUGGACAGUGAUGAGGAAUCACCUACGAAAGAGAAGAAGAAGAAAUCAAAGUUCAAGACCUUAUUUUCCAAGGCUGGUUUGCAGAAAACCUCCCUCUCCCAGUCCAUGUCUGUCCUGCCCACUUCCAAACCAGAGAAAGUGACACUUCGGCCACAAGACUUCCGCUCCCGGUGGGAAGAUGAUGAUUUUGAGGAUGAAUCUUCCUCAACCUCUGAAAGCAUGUCUCACAAGAGGACAGCAAGUGCAGAUCCCAAACAGUUAAGCCAGAUCACCUACAACAUUCCCAAAAAAGAAGGACUCUCCCUUUUCAGUGGCCUUAGGUCCAAGAACGAUCACCUUUCCCGAUCUAAUGUGUGCAUCAAUGGGAAUCACGUUUACAUGGAGCAACCAGAACCCAAAAGUGAAACUCUGCCAAGAGACAACACUCCUUCUUCCUCCCCAUCCCCUCAAGGCUUUAGGAAGAAACACUUGUUCUCUUCUGCCGAAAACCUGUCUUCCAGAUCAUCAAAGGAACUUGGAGACCCAGGAAGAAUGUCUCCUGACAGAAGGCUGUCUGGGUCUCCCUCAAAAGACUCACUUAAAUCCUUGACUCUGCCAUCUUAUAAACCUCUGGCUAGUGGGGACUUAAGGGAGAACAUUUUGCCUGAGAAUGUGGAGGCAGCAAAAGAAAUGAAAGAGAAUAAGAAGCAGGAGAACAAGAAGUCCUCUCUGCUGUCUCUUGUCACAGGAAAAAAGGAGGUGGCAAAGAACAGUGAAGCAGAGAACCCUGCCAACAUCACAGUGAAGGAGAAAGAAGUGAACCCCGCAGAAGUCAAAGGGGAGGAAAAACCGGCUGAGCCUGUGAGAGGCCCUUUGGUAGAUCCUGGGAAAGACCCACAUGCCGCUGUGUCCGGACAGGGUAAAGCUUUAAACCCCUUUGAGGAGGUGCUGAUCCUGGAUCCCGAAACUGAGCCGGAACCAGAACCCAAACCUGAAACCAAACCGACUUCAGCCUCAGCAAGAGCGCCCCAAACCAAAGCUGUCAAACCCAGAGUGUCUCCAGAGGCUCCACCCAAAGCCACGCUUCUUUCUUCUCUUUGUGAUUCUUCUCUUUCUUUUUCUGGGCAAACUUCCAUUCCGGGUCAUAAACCUCCCCCUUCCAAAACAAGACAAGAUUCAGAAACACAAUCCCUUGAAAGCCUUCCUGGCUGUUCCUCUCUGUCACCUCUCACCGCUCCCCUUUCCACUUCUACUCCUAUUGAAAGUUGGCCUCCCUUAAAUACGAACCAGGUUGAUUCUGCAAGGCCUUCUUUCCUCCAUACAGUCAAGUCUCAAAAUGAGAGUGCAACCAAAGAUUCCACCUCUUUCGGAGGGCUUUCUGAACAACCUCUAGUUCCUCUGUAUCCAGGGGCAGCCACCUCUGCAGAGGGAGCUAAUGAAAUCAGUGAAGUGGAACUGGUAGGCCCCGUCCCAAGGAAGAGCACAGGCUUGAGUGGCAGAAAACCAGCACAGUCCCUCAUGGAGGAGCAGAAAGGUGCAAAUCCUGAGCAGCUUGAGGAAGUCCAACAAAAAGAAAAGGACACCAAGCUUUCUCAGAACCACUACCGACAAGGAUUUGGUGGUUACCUUUCCUCCAGGGAAAAUGCAAGCGAGUAUAAUGAGAUUAUCACCCAGGGUAGCAGUGAGGGCAGCAGGAGCCCAAAUGCUAAACUUUGGAUGAAAUCAAAUGAAGAAUUUACUCCUGACUCUGAGGCACUGCCUCAGAACACCAGGAAGCAACCAGCUUCUCCAGAAAGCCAAGGAAAUGAAGAUGGAGAAGUGUCUGUCCAUGAAAAAAGUGAGCUGUCGAUCAAAAAGGGUGACUCGUCUUCCCCAUUUGAUGCGGCGGUGCAAAAGGGCGAUGUAGCUGGUCUCACUUGUGCCGAUGGUCAAAAGAAAAGCAAGAAGUCUGUGUCCUUUUAUGAACAUUCCCUCCUGGAAGAGGACGUGGAAGAUUCCACUAUAGAGAAGGCUGGAAAUCAGCUUUCAGAGCUGAAAUUUAAAGAAAAAAUGGCCGGUGAUAUUUUCUCUGAGUUAAAGCCACCUGCAUCCAUUUCAAGACUCCAGGAAUCCGACACAGGAGACACUACGGAUAAAACUGGGAUUGAAGUGGACCCUCAUUCUCUGCCGCCAGAGCCAAAGCCAAGAAGUAUUUUCAAACUAAAUCAUGAUGGAUCGGCGUCUCUAGCUGGCGGCCGCCUUUCUUCUUCCCGCUCUCCACCUGUCAACGUAGCAGACCAGACGGUGGGGUCCACGCUUGGUGGUGAGAGUCUCUCAGGAGGCUCGAUCAGUGAAGACAGCUCACGACAAGCUCCUCCGUUAUUCCGGAUUGAGGAAUAUGAUCUCAACAGCGAGCAUUUUCAAAGUAAAGCCAACGAUCACGAAGGUUUAUUAUCUGACCCCCUGAAGGAUCUUAAAUCUGCUCCGGACCUUAGAUCUCCAGUUACCGGAGAUCUGAACUUAACCCUCCCUUCUAUUCCGGAAGCGACCUCGGAUGAUGAGAGAGUAGACCAGUAUGAAGAGGACAAAAUGGCUGUAAACAGUACAGAUCCUGAUGAGGCCAGGACCCCUUUUUCGAGUCUGUCGUUGGCCUGCACUAAGGAGGGAGAUCAGAGCCCAACAGAGAGUUGGAGAAGUGAGGCUAGGCAGGCUACAUCAGUCCAGAAGGAAACGAAGGACGCUGAAACAAACAAACCUGAAGGAGCUGCUACAUCCAGCAGGUCCGCUUCAAAGGAGAUUUCAGCUUUAGGAAUUCAUGAAACCCGUGUUUUGGGAUUAGCCAUACAGCUGUCGAGCCCCGGUAGCGUUGAGGAGCAGGAGUUGAAGGAGGAUGACCCCUUUAAGGAAAGCGGGAAGCCACUCUCUUUCUCUGAAACCCCUCAGGCUUCCUCUAUUUCAAAUCCCUCCCUUUCUGAGCCUUUUUCUCCAGCACACUCCUCCUCCAGCUCUCCACACUCUGACACUUAUGACACUGGUAAAGCAGAAUCUCCAAAAAAAGCAACAGCAGAGGGCUCGGCUGAUAAAGUUGAAAAUUCUGGCAAGAAGAAGCAGCUGCUUCGGGCGUGGGUUUCCCCCUCGGAGACACAGCCGGUCCCAACUCAGCUGAGUGGUGGGGCUGUGUCUGCCAAGCAAAGACCGCACCCUGUGAAGCCAAUGAAUACAACAGCGUCCAAGUCUCUCAGCACCAGCUUGGGAACUGCCACGAUCAUCAGUGAAAACCUGAUUAAUGAAGCCAUUAUAAAGAAAUACAACCCCUCCGACCCUGCCUGUGCGUAUGCCCAGUUAACCCAUGACGAGCUGAUCCAGUUGGUUCUGAAACAAAAGGAAACCAUCAACAAGAAGGAGUUUCAGGUGCGGGAGUUGGAAGACUACAUUGAUAACCUGCUUGUCAGAGUCAUGGAGGAAACUCCCAACAUCCUGCGCACUCCAGCACAGUUAGGGAAGAAAGCAGGCAAGAUGUGAGACAUCCGAAUAAAGGACAGACGGCCUCCUCCUACCUUCGUUUACAAGCUGUCUUGGGGAAAUGGAUGUCCUGCGGAUCAGAGGAACAGCAACUAGAAUCUGCUUUUGAAUUACCUGUUCCCUUGCAAAUUGUCUGAUGAGAGUGAAUUUUACUAAUCUCAAGCCUGGUCAAUUAUUGCAGUUGAAUCUCUGGACCCAUUCUCAGAGAUGAAUAGAAGCUUUGUACUGUGCCUUUUAAAUGUGUUGUAAAUAUUUUAUUCCUACCAGGAGCCUGGUUACGAGAUCUAAACAAGAGAUCGGAGAUUCAGAAGGCCUUGGGAGGCAUUAAUGAAUUUUAACUGCAGGGCGUCAUUUCUUUUUGAAACCCACAGCUGCCUUCUACAAGCCUCAGAAGGAGAAGGGGCAAACCAGGCGCCUGAUGCCAUCUUUCGCUCAUCUCUUCUUGACUUUAAGUAGUUUGGGGAUUGCAUUCUGGUGACAGAUGCACUAUUGCAAACCUGAUACCAUAUAAAUCUGAACAACCUUCCUGGAUUUGACUUCAGUUUGGGUAACCGUGGCAUGAUUAUUUUAAGGAAUGCCUUCUGAAAGUGCCUUAGUGUAAUCUAGAUGAGUUGCCUUUCGUGAAUAGCGUCCUGUCUCGCCUUUCUCCACCCUCCCUCCUUUGUCCCCAAAACAGACUUGAAUAUUUCAGAACAGUCUGUAGAGUCCUACCACAGGGAGGUAUGUCAUCUCAGUUUUGGGAAGGAGAAAAGCAGAAUUCAACCCCAACUCAACUCUCAUUUGGAAGGGAAGCCGGGUAAGAGUCACUGCUAACUCAGCCGCAGGCAUCCUCCUGGCUGCAAGAGUGAAUUCGGCUGCUCGCCAAAUUGAAUGACACGUGGAAAGAAGGGAGGAGGAGGAGGAGGAGGAGAGUGAGCCCCUUGGCAGUCAAAGCCAACAUUUUCAACUGGGUCUCUGUAACAGACUCUGCAGAAAACCUGCCCUGCUUUCCAGUUUCUUCGUCAGGCCAAUCCUCUACUGCCGCUUAAGUCAGUCCAUUAUGUCACAGGGAGUGGGAACAGUACAGAAUCUGUUGUUUUAAGUGUUCCUUAUGAAUUAACCGAGGAAGCAAUCAGAUGAGAGAGUAGACCUAAUGCUUGUUUUGAACCUUUCUGGAGGCCUUAUUCCGAUUAAGUGCACUUUCCACACCUCCCCUUCAGUGAACCUGCCAUUUCCAGGUGGUGGUGGAAGUGAGAGGAGGGCAUCAGGCAUCACUGUUAGGACUGUAUUUCAUCAUCAUUCCUAAAAGCCAGUCAAAAGCUGAAAUUUCUCCACUACUUUCCUGAAAGACAUUCUGACUCGUUUCAAUCUACUGCUGCUCCUUUUUGUUUUUUUGAUUAUUUUUCUUUUGGGUAUGGGUUUGUGAAAAGUAAGAUGUAACCCUUUCCUGAGAUUGAUCGAAUUUUGUAAAACUCCCUAGGGUUACUUUUCCUCCUUUUCCCUUAAAUAUUGUUUCGAAGGCUUCAGGAAGCUGUCAUGUGGUACUUUAUAGUGUGAUCCAUGGGCUAGCUACAAUAUAGGUUCUAGAAUCAUACCACCUUCCUGCUGAGAAGGUGAAUGUAGGUUUAUUGUAGGACUGAGACUGGGAGCGGGAAAGCAGGCACAGCUACUAAAUGCCCAACCCCUUGCAUGAAAACUAUUCUUUUUUUUUAAGUUGAAAACUUUCCUAGUGUGUGCCAUUUGGCAUGAUGAUUGAGGGUGAAAUAUUUUCUCCUGAUAGGAAGCAGAUAGUUUCUGCUGCAGUUUUAUCUGAAGGGUGAUAACUACAGCUUGAUGCAUCGUAGUAGCCCUUUAGAACAGGACAGCCAUAGCUAAAGUUGUGAUAUUUAAUACUUUCUUCUAACCCUGAAGACCUCUUCUCGGAUAACUUAUGUUUUUGCUGUGUUAAACACAGUGAAAUAUAUUUACCCAUUUAAAAAAUCCAAAUGUUCAUUUGAACCUGGGAAAUAUAUCUCCCUCUCUAUCAAGAUGAAUAUAUAUGUAUUUAUAUACAUAUAUUGGUAUGUAUAUAUAAAUGU